Fomitiporia mediterranea MF3/22 is the source of this 1453-nucleotide messenger RNA. RefSeq names its product cysteine proteinase. Gene Ontology annotation, biological process: ubiquitin-dependent protein catabolic process; protein deubiquitination. Gene Ontology annotation, molecular function: cysteine-type deubiquitinase activity. Gene Ontology annotation, cellular component: cytoplasm. The record is from RefSeq and is a predicted model, not a curated record. Bases 1 to 1401 code for a protein of 466 amino acids. NCBI's taxonomy places the organism in Eukaryota, Fungi, Basidiomycota, Agaricomycetes, Hymenochaetales, Hymenochaetaceae. The transcript has 6 exons.
AUGUUCUCUCUCUCUCCUUGUAUUCUGCGAACAACCACGACCUUGCCUCAACAGGUCGUCCUUGUUGUUGUGCGCCGUUCGCUCAUUCCGUAUCUCAUGGCUGUUGAGAAUGGUGCAUCUUCGAAUCCACCUAGUAAUACAGAAGUUGACUUGGUCGGUGGACCUUUUGCCGUCGUUGAGUCUGAUCCAGGGGUAUUCACCACAUUAAUACGCAAGUUAGGAAUAAAAGGCAUAGAAGUCGAAGAGGUUUAUGAUAUUCAACCCUGGGGCCUUGAUCAUCUCAAGCCAAAGGGCCUUAUAUUAUGCUUCAAUUGGAAACAUGACAAAUAUCACCCUCACGACUUCCUUGAUCCUGCUGCGAAGGACAUUUGGUUUGCUAACCAACUCGUGGAUGAUGCGUGUGCAUCUUUGGCUAUCUUGAAUGUGUUGUUCAACUGCCUGGAUGUUGAACUCGGUGAUGAACUCAAUGGCUUUAGGCGGGAAACAUCUGAUAUGAGUCCAAAGAUGAAAGGUUUGGCCAUCUCAAAUUCACGUUUACUCCGAGAAACACAAAACUCCCUAGCAAGACCAUCAGAUAUGUGGGGUUCCAUAAGCGCCAUCGCGGAAGCAACCCACAAGCUUCACGCUGACCUCAACAAACGACCGAAGAAAAAAGCCAAAGGCAGGCAUGGGUGGAGUACCGUCAACCAACGACCAGUCAACUCCAAGAAACGAAAGCUCGAAGAAACAGACACGGAGACUUUCCAUUUUAUCGGCUACGUCCCAGCCCAUGGCAAAGUCUGGGAACUCGACGGCUUGAAAUCUGGUCCUCUUGAAGUCGGGGAGUUACCAAAACCAGAUAGCACCGAGGGUUGGGAGAACGUCGUGAGACCUGCUCUUCGGUUGAAGAUGCAGAAGUAUGGUGCUUUUGGAGGUGUUAAAGCGGCUGCUGAAAACAUCCAGUUCAACCUUCUUGCCCUUGUCCAGGACCGAUACGAGAUCAAAAGUGAUGAGUUGGAGCUGCUUAAGCGAGAGAAAAUCGCGCUUGAGAGUCGGAUGAAAGAAACCUAUGGCGAGACGUGGUCUCAAAAGGUCGACGAGGACUUGCUAUCCGGUUCUCAGGACGUCUUCACCACCCUGGCUCAAGCAUCCGAACCUGAGAAGACGUUCGCUAAAGACUUCGGCUCACGGGCGAUGGAACAGAAAUUACUUAUUUUGAACAUGCCUACAGAAGAACUUGUCGAAGCUUGGCAAUCAUGUAUAACCCGUGCAAUGCCUAUCAAAAUUGCGAUCGACGAGGAGGUACAAAAAGCUAUUAGCGCUCAGACGGAAACAGUGAAACGGACACACGACUAUACACCUUUCAUACGGGAAUUCCUCACCUCGCUGCAUAAUGAGGGGCUUCACCGAAUAUAUUCGUGAGAAAGACGAAUAGAAAGGCGAAUUCCAUAAAUGGGUAGAAUCUGUAAGAAGC